Messenger RNA from Procambarus clarkii (red swamp crayfish), 502 nucleotides. Lineage: Eukaryota; Metazoa; Arthropoda; Malacostraca; Decapoda; Cambaridae. The record is from RefSeq and is a predicted model, not a curated record.
AUGCGUUUGUAUGAUAGACCUUAUGAGUGUGACAGCUGUGGAAAAAGAUUCACGCAACUUGUAAAUAUGAAGAAACACAGGAUUGUGCACACUGGCAAAAAGCCUUUCAUGUGUGAUAUAUGUGGGAAAAGUUACAGUGAUCGUGAAAGUGGAAAACAAUACGAGUGUUCUGUGUGUAGGCGGAGAUUCACUCAACUUGGCAAUUUGAAGAGCCACAGAAUGAGUCAUACUGGUGAGAAACCUUACACGUGUCACGAGUGUGGGAAAAGUUUCAGCCGCUUUGGAAAUAUGAGCAGACACAGGAUCUUGCAUACGGAUGAUAACCUCAUGAAAAAGUGUCAGGAGUGUCCCACUUGUGGGAAAAGAUUCAGACACCUUCCCACUAUGAAGAUGCACAUUAUGUUACAUACUGGUGAAAAACCUCACGAGUGUGAGAAAAGAUUCACUGAACUUGGAACUAAGGAGAAACACAUUAUGACACAUACUAAUGAAAAACUCACAA